Momordica charantia (bitter melon) is the source of this 871-nucleotide messenger RNA. The record is from RefSeq and is a predicted model, not a curated record. NCBI's taxonomy places the organism in Eukaryota, Viridiplantae, Streptophyta, Magnoliopsida, Cucurbitales, Cucurbitaceae.
CUCUCUUCUCUCUGACAGAAUCACAGCCACAGGCAUUCCCCAAUUUGUAAGCUACGCAGCUGAACCAACAACGCAACCACAAACCUGCGUUUCAUAAAUACCGUUUCCUUUCUCUAUCAAUCAAUCCAUCAAAUCAUCCCAAUCGCAAUCCCAAUCCCAAUCCCAAUCCGAUCCUCUCUCUUUGCAACGUAACUCUCCAUCGCAAUCUAAUCAUGGCCUCGCACUUCCAAGAAAUCUCCCUCUCCCCAUCGCCGCAGAUUUCCUUGCCCUCCAUUUCUCCAGAAUCAUUCCUCCUCAAUUUGGAAGACGCCAACAACCAGAUCGACUUUCUUUUCGCGCUCAACACUAAUCAGCAACAAGCACGACGCGACGAUUCCAUCUCCGCCGACGACGACGGCUUCAGAACGCCGACCUCUUCCGAUCACAAGAUUCCGGUGAUUAAACAAUGUCCGCCGGCGCCAAGAAGGCCGAAACCGAUCUCCUGCCGCUCGAGAAGAUCGUCGCCGAGACUAGCAUCCGGCGUUCGCAGAGGUUUCAGAGUCUAUAUCUCCGACGAAAUCGUCGAGUCGAUCUUCUCCUCAAGUUUUGCGCACCAGAAGAUGAAGAAAGCUCGGAGGGACGAUCAUGAAGAUGAGUGAAAUUUUGAAAAAUCAUGCGAAGAGUGCAAAACGACGACGGAUAGUGGACCAGCAUCCAACAAAAGUCACGAUAGAUGUGAAGUCCCACGUAGGUUUGUUUCUACCUAGUUAAGAGAGCCCUAUUGCUCCUCAAAAGAAAAAAUAUAUUUGGAUAUUUUCCAAUUUCCAUAUGGGUUCUAUAGUCAAUUAUGUGAUCCUAGAUUUUCAUCUUUUUUAAAUAGUUUAUUUAUUCG